GUAAGAAGAGAAAAGGAAAGAUGAAUUGUCGAACGACAGCAUCUGGGCUUGGGACAUAGUUGCCCGCCAGAGACAUCGGGGUACUGCCCAUGGUGGUGAUUCAAGCAAAUUUGUUUGGUAUACCUUUUUUGUUUUACAAGUGUCAUCUUUGCUCACCGUUAAAAUUUGAGAGGUCCAAUUCUUAUGCUCAAAGGCAAAAAGUUCGGAUUCUUGGUUUCCAAGGUGGAAUCUGAUGCUGCACUAAGCCGUCCACACUCGAUGCCUAUAUAGGUUGUUGUAUGUGCAUCAUCACUUUCCACCCACAAGCAACAAUAUUUUUCACCUCUGAGCUUUGCAUCUUGUUCUUUUAUUUCCAGCUUCACUGCUUCAAGUUAGCAGUCUUCUUCAUGGAGGAUAGGAAAGAGACUGGAAGCGAGAAGAAGAAGAAGAGCAUAGAAGUCGGGCCAUGGGGAGGAAAUGGUGGAACUAGCUGGGACGAUGGGAGUUACCAUGGCGUGAGGGAGAUCACUCUUGUUUUUGGCCAUUGCAUCGACUCGAUCUGCGCGGUGUACGAUAAGAACGGAAAGCCUGUGGCGGCGGAGAAGCAUGGAGGUGUUGGAGGCAAUCAAGCAGCUGAGAUUAAACUGCAGUUCCCGGACGAGUAUUUGGUCAGCGUAAGCGGCUACUACUGUCCCGUGGUUCACGGAGGCAGUCCGGUCAUUCGAUCGCUCACCUUCAAGAGCAACAAGAGAACGUUCGGGCCGUUCGGGAUGGAACACGGCACGCCGUUUUCUUUCCCUUUGGACGGUGGCCGGAUAGUUGGAUUCAAGGGCCGAAGCGGCUGGUACCUCGACUCUAUUGGGUUCCAUGUGUCCCGAGCUCAGCCACCGAAGCUACUUCAGAGAGUUCGCAAGACAUUUCGGAGACUUGCUACUGUUUCGAAGAUGACGUCCGAGGACGGAGAAGGUAGAGGCCCUUAAAGUAUGCCUAUGCAUAGAUGCGAUCAAUAAGCUGUGCUAUUCAGACUGUCCCUUUUGUCCUCUAAUUGUAGUAAAGAAUAGUAACUUUUUCAA
Syzygium oleosum is the source of this 1052-nucleotide messenger RNA. RefSeq names its product jacalin-related lectin 19. The transcript is spliced from 3 exons. The record is from RefSeq and is a predicted model, not a curated record. Lineage: Eukaryota; Viridiplantae; Streptophyta; Magnoliopsida; Myrtales; Myrtaceae. The coding region runs from base 279 to 959 and encodes 226 amino acids. Gene Ontology annotation, molecular function: carbohydrate binding.